Messenger RNA from Ilex paraguariensis (yerba mate), 318 nucleotides. The record is from the annotation of a GenBank genome assembly. NCBI's taxonomy places the organism in Eukaryota, Viridiplantae, Streptophyta, Magnoliopsida, Aquifoliales, Aquifoliaceae.
AUGGUGCAGGUCCACACCAGUGCAGAAAAUGAUGCUCCAACCAAACAUAGGAUGCUCUUGCAUCGCAAGCAUCACGAAUUCUGCGUUCACUCUCAAAUUUGGAAUAUAAUAAUGGGAAGAGGGAGGGUUGAGCUGAAGAGGAUUGAGAACAAGAUAAAUAGGCAGGUAACAUUUGCAAAGAGAAGGAAUGGGUUGUUCAAAAAGGCUUAUGAGCUCUCUGUGCUCUGUGAUGCUGAGGUUGCUCUCAUCAUCUUCUCCAAUCGUGGCAAGCUCUAUGAAUUUUGCAGCAGCUCUAGGUAUGUCACCCCUUUUCUCUAA